AUAUAUAUAUAUAUAUAUAUUCGUUCGUGUACGCGAUUGCUGAUGCUAUUGCACAUAAUUUUGUUCGUGUACUAUCACUUGCUUGCUUUUUUAUUCCAUUCCCAUUUUUGUAGCAGAUUGCAAUACUGUGCCUGGUAGUGCUUCGGUUUUUUAUUUUGAAUAUUAUUUUGUGGUUGCACAUUGCGCAUGAUCGAUACGGCGUUGAUUCCCUUUGCUUGAGAAACUGGUUGUAAAUCAUCCUCGUGGUUGUGCUUCAUUUCGUGUGCACAGCAUACACGUUUUUGAACUGUUAAUUUGAAUUUGUGGGUGAUCUUUGCCUUGAAUGCUCUGUAUAGAAGCGUGCUUAUUUCUCUUUUUUUUCGAAUCAUAUUUUGUAUUUUUAAAUUUUUUUCUUACAGUGUGCUUCAUUGUGCACUGUUAAACUUUAUUGUAAUAUUGAUGUUUUUGCUUGAAAAACUGCUUAUACCACAUUUAUUGCUUUAAUGCUACCCUGGCGGAUGUGCUUCGGUAUUUCCUUGUCGAUUCUUCUUUUCAGUUUUUUUGUCUUUUUAAACAUGACUGUCUUUGUAAUGCCCACCUGCUAUGCUCUCAACUGAAAGUGGCAGUAUUGAAAAUAAAAUAAAUAAAUAAAGAUGUGCGUGUGUGUGCGUGCGUGCGUGUGUGUGUGUGUGUGUGUGCGUGUGUGUGUGUGUGUGUGUGUGUGUGUGUGUGUGUGUGUGCGUGCGUGCGUGCGUGCAGGCGGAGGGGGACGUCCGGAAAGCUAGUCGAUGCGAAGCCCCGCCCUCCUCCCGGAAAAAUGAAAACUUUCCGCCUACGCCUUUCGGCACGGUGAUUACCGUACUUUCGUUCAAAAUUCUGUGUCACGUCUUUGUCAUGCGCUACACAGCUUCGCUGGUCAUCCAUCUCCACACAGUAGAAUGGCUCAUGAUUUUUUAUCCUAUCGCCUUUUCUUUUUUUUUUUUUCAUUACACUUAUAGGAUAGUGCUUUCAGCCUGGCGUGUAUAUCUAAAGGCCUAGUUUGCCUCAUAGACUGUUGAAGGCGCAUGCAGUGUUCGAAGCAAUUUCUUCGCGAAUUUUCUUUGGGGGCAAAAGUCACAUAUCGCAUGCGCAGAGGAAGCAUUUCCGUUUUCUUUUUGGCUGCUCACGGCUGCAGCGAACUGCUAGAUUAUGGUGAACAUAUAGCGCAAUGAUAAAUAUGCUGUCAAUUUGGUGGCCGAUAUCGGGACCCUUAUCACUGGGGCGACAUGUCGACAAAUUGUUGCUGCGUCUUCUGAUCUGUGCGAGUGCUCGAUGCGCUACGCACUUAAAUAGGCUGCAUGCAACGAAGUGACAAGAGCCAAUACUUGUACGAAAGAAGGACAGUCGCCGCAGUGUGCAAGUCCAGGCCCAUGGCGACCGCGUCGACAGCCGAGACGGCUUCCGAGAAGAGAGGCGCCUUCGGCAGCGAACUUCGCAAGACGUGUACCCAUAAGAAGACCCGUGUAUGUCGACUACUGCGACACCUGACAGAGUGCAACAAGAUCUUAUGGCAUGCGGGCCUGCAGCUAAGAGAGGACGCUCGAGAUGACCUCGGCGACGUCAGCAUCGCGAUGGUGCCAGUGCUUUGCCGCGGCUUUCCGUGUUGCCGUUCCGCGCUUCACGACGAGGAGGAGGCAGUGCAUCUCAUGCGCGGUCUCUUGACUGUACACCGAUGCAUUGUUUCUGUACAGGUGAAUUACUGCUUUGCGAAAAACCGUUCUCUGCUCGAAUCCCUGGUGUCUUCGUCGAGCGUGAGAAGACUCAGCAUCUUUGGCAUACCGAGCGACGAACGGGAAGCCCUACAGGAUCUCGCCAACGCCAUCGGGUCACAGGACUCAGUCUCGGAGUUGGUGUUUCUGGACGGCUACGAACCGUGCGAGGCGAAAAUGGCGAUCCCCACUCGUCUGUUGGAACGGCGUAGUGCCAGGGUUACUAAGCUUGACGUCGCCGACUUGGAAAUGAGUCCGCGCAUGGCCUGGAAGCUAAUCGAAGCGCUCAUCGCGAACGGCACCAUCACGGAACUCGCCGUCGGCGCCAGCGUCUUCGCCUGCGGCCCCGCCAUCAACAUGCCAUCCGAAUGGUUCGCGCAGUAUCUGGCCAAGGAAAAUGCGACCCUCCGAAAGCUCAUUCUGAGAGCGCGUUACUUUAGCAACCCGUCGGGGCUGCGGACCUUGACCGAAUCUAUUUCCGCUAUGACGACGUUGGAAGACCUCGUCGCGCAGUGGCACGCCAGAAGCCGAGACUGCUCGAUAUUCUCGACAGUGGUCAGCGCCAGCCGGUCACUUCGCAGUUUGAGCUUGCGCUUCGCAGGCUGCUGCAGCGAACUAAUUCCCCAGUACCGAGCUCGAGGGAUCGAGGCGUUCGACGUUCGGCCCUGGCUGUCGGCGUUGAGGAAAAACAACGCUUUAAAGAAACUAGUCCUCGACAUUCCGUGGUCCUCAACCAAGGACUGCUGUGCCUUACUACAAGAGCUCCGGAGUAACGACUGCCUCCAAAAACUUAUCUUGCGUAGUCUUCCCGACGACGGCGGUCUGCGUGAAGUUUGCCGAGUCAUUCGGGACGGCGGCGUUGGCCACAGAGUUGACAUCGAAGACCACCACGUUGGCCCCGGUGACGUGCCAACGCUUUCCGAUUCCAAAGAACUCACCGCCGUCACGGUCAGUUCGCGACACUUUUUCCAAGACGUGAAUUGUCUACGACGCGCUUUCGAAGUCCUGACUUCUUGCAAACACGUAACGUCGCUUUCUGCGCGCUGUGAUCGCUUCACGGAAGACAUCUUUGCGUCACUGACUGCUUGCAUAAAAGGCGCAACCACUUUGAAAGAAAUUAAUCUGAACAUCGAAGUCGACUGCUUCCGUGGAGAAAGAGGCGAGAGUGUCACUAGGUCGGCCAUGUUGGACUUGUUACGCGCAUUGUCGUCCUCGCGAAGCCUCGCGAAGAUUACGCUGGAGUGGACCAUGCAUUUGGGCGACGAGCACGCGCAAGCGCUUGCCGACUCAGUUCUCACCAACCGUCGGCUUUACGAACUCUCGCUCAGGGUUGUUGGCGAGGCUUUCUGUGCAUCGAUCCUCGGUCAUCUCAACCCGGGCCUGGCGCAAAACUACAGCAUCCUUCACCUGGAGCUUCCCACCAGCCCACAGUGUAGCGCUGAGAUCGCCGCUGCGCAGGACAUCGUCCGACGCAACUGCAGCCUCGUCGACCGAGCGACCAGGUUUGUGAUGGGAGACCACGAACCGUACUGUGCGCGGGUCGUCGAGCUUGUCUCGUGGCACCCGAAGCUCGUCGACAAUGUUCGUCGUAGGGCAAACGUGACCGAAAACGAAGCAGCGGCCAUCAUCAGAAGCGCUCUGCGGCUUCCGUGCCUCACCGACAUGCACGAGUUCAUGAAGCUUAUCGGUGUCGUCGAGGAACGCGUUCAGUGCCGCAUUCGGCGGGACGGCAACACGCAGCUCGACCAACUGAACCACGACUGCUGGCUGCGCAUCCGUCGGUACCUGAAGGUGGCUGACGUUGCGGAUCCCUGAGGCUCGCUUACCAAGUCAUUCUUCUGUGUGCACCGCGCCGGUGGAACACCGUUGUGAAUCAUCUUCUUUCAAAAAAUAUCCUCCAUUCGAACGCUUGCACCCCCAACCCUUGAACCUUCACCAUGCCCCGCAGGUCUUUGCAGUCGUAAACUUUAGACUGAAACAUAGAUUUUCCGGAAAACAGCGAGUACCCUAUUGACUCGUACGUGUGCGCUUGUAGCUUGUCCGUGGAGCAGGCGGCAUUCAGUUUUACUUGUGCGUCGUUAGCUGCGAUCAACUCGAGGUGCACGCACACGUGAUAGCAGCCGUAUUAACAACGAACAAUGAGCCAGAAGGUACUGAUACACCAGCCGCUUCGUGAGCAUGCGCGUCAUCUUGCAGAACAUUGUAGCCGCUAACUCAAAAUUCGAUGCAGGAACUGAACCCGUGGUAUGGUGAAAUUUCGCCUUCGGAAUUUCUGCGUGCUCUCUCGAACGUCAUGGGUCAAUGUACGAAUGGGCACCACAAGAGUGGUAAAAUGCUGUCUGCGUGAAACGUUUUUGUACUGCAUACCACAAAAGUAUAUUACAUGCGCAUGCCACAAACUGUUAAUGCGAGAGCGGCCAUAAUCUCGAGGAUCAUUUUCUUCAUUACAUCCUGCAUAACUUCCAGAACCUUCAUCAGCACUUUCAUUCUAUUCUCCCAUAUUCUCGACAUGCAGGAGUCAUGUCGAGGCUUGACAAGCCGCAUCUACUCUGGUGGUUUCCAUUACCAAAGAAUAUUCUUUUUUCUUCCGUUUAUUUUCAUCCAACAACGAAAGACCGUUUUUUUUCCUUUGCUAUGGUCUGAUCACUAUUUCUUUUAUAUCUCGUCAAUGCAAGCCAACAACACAAUGAGUAUUUCAUCAACCUCGCUUUUAACAGCUAUGUUAUCCGCUACAACCUUGCAAGACUUUAGAAUCGGACGUGACAUUUGUCCUAACGCAAUUGAUCAUUUUAGUUGUCUGAAUAAAGAAUUUUUAGAACUAUCGCGCGUUGCUUACACUCGAAGCACAUGAACGUGGCCUCAUGGUUCGGUGUUGAUGGCAGCUUGCGUCACACCGUUCCAAGCGAUUGCUUGAAGCAAAGCCAGUAACGACCACAACAAUUUUACCAGAAAUCUUUAUCAAAUGCACAAGCUCUUAGUACCCACAUGUAAGGAUCGACGUGAGCUUACAGGGGACCCAAGCUGGCGCGAAUGAGGUUUAUUUAAGAGCAGCACAUUCAGCUGCAGAUAUGCAAUGGCCAUAGCAUGGUGUUCACUUAGGUAGCCGUCUGGAUAGACAGCUAUAUAGGCGGAAAGAAAACUAGUCUCUCAAUAUCAGGAAUGCUAUUCGCGUUAAACGUAUAAGGACUUCAGUCCUAAAUCCGUCCGUAGAUGUUCUAUGCAAUUUAAAUGUUUUUCUUCUUUCUGUUGGCAUCAAACAAACGCUACAGUGGGACUCGUUGAACGUGCAUGAAACAGCUCGACGAACAUGAUCGAAUACAGAUUGCUCAUGCAGAC
Molecule: messenger RNA, 5063 nt
Organism: Dermacentor andersoni
Lineage: Eukaryota; Metazoa; Arthropoda; Arachnida; Ixodida; Ixodidae
Source: RefSeq, a predicted model, not a curated record